ACUGAGCUCAGCUAAAGUUUCCAAAAAGUUGGAAUAACUUCCUCUCUCUCCAAGACCUCAAGUUUUUUUGCACAACCCUGGUCCUUGAAAUAAGAACCCUUCAAGCAACCUGGAAAACGUUUGGUCAGCACAAAAAAAAAAAAAAAGCAAAACCAAAAAAGCCCUCCUGUUUUUCCAAAGGAUCUGUCUCAGGAAUUUAAAGCACAUUUAAGACACACACACACACACAUAACAUAAAGGAGGGGGGGAAAGGCUCUUCCCCUCCCCUUCUUGCAGAAAGCAUGGAAGAAAGCUCCAGUUCUCCUGUUUCCCCUGUGGAUAGCUUGGGGACCAGUGAAGAGGAGCUGGAAAGACAGCCAAAGAGAUUUGGCAGGAAGAGAAGAUACAGUAAGAAGUCCAGCGAAGAUGGCAGCCCUAACCCAGGGAAGAGGGGGAAAAAGUCCAGCCCCAGCUCCCAGUCUUAUGAGGAACUGCAGAGCCAGAGGAUCCUGGCUAAUGUCAGAGAGAGGCAGAGGACUCAGUCGCUCAAUGAAGCUUUUGCCGCCUUGAGGAAAAUCAUCCCCACUUUGCCCUCUGACAAACUCAGUAAAAUCCAGACCCUCAAGCUGGCAGCACGGUAUAUAGACUUCCUCUACCAGGUGCUACAGAGCGACGAGAUGGACAGUAAGAUGACGAGCUGUAGUUACGUGGCUCACGAGAGGCUGAGUUAUGCCUUCUCCGUAUGGAGGAUGGAAGGAGCGUGGUCCAUGUCGGCCUCCCACUAGCCACCGCCUGGGUCAGGCAAGCCCAGCUGCCGAAAGGACUGUCCAAUGUCUGAGACUGAAGUGGAAUUGGGAUGUAUCCAAGUUUGUAGCUUCUGAAACCUUAACAACCUCAAGUAAACUGGUCCAAAAGACCCCCUCUUGACCUCCCUUGCUCUGAACUCUUGCGGACCACUUAGACUGAGCAGAAAACAGCACCAAAGCUGAUGGUCUGAAACUUUGCAACAUCUCUCCCUAAAGCGACUGACCAAAGAGAAAAGAGAAACGACAUUCCUGGGUGUCCAUCGUUGUGUCUGUCUGUGUGUGUGUUUGGUUUUAGCUCUUUGUUCUUCUGAAAAGCCUUAAUUCAGGAAUACAUUUAUGAGAAAUGGUUGGGUUCAGAUUUUACUCCCCUGGACCUGCAUUCUUUUCUGGGUUUGUUUGCUGUCUGUUUGUUUAAAUCCAGCGCCUGAUUUUUUGUACAGUAAUGGCAAAACUGGACCAAGGCUCUCUUAAGAAAAAAACAACAAAAAAAAAAAAAGAGAAGAAAAACCCCCACUGUGUCCCCAGCUCCCUGCAUGAUUUGUCUCAAGUACAGCCUGGAUUACAGACUGCCCUCCACGCUCUACUGCCUCUUCCUUAUUGCUCCAUGAUUUGCUACCGCUCACCCCCCUCAUCCCUUUUUCGUUUCAGUGUAUAUGUUGCUUAUUUGUUUUAUUUAUUGAGAUAUUUUUAACGAGCUAAGAGACUGCAAUGUUGCUGUGUAUACUGCUUCUCUUGCCAAUAAAAAUAAAGAUGUCAUGCAGCUAC
Molecule: messenger RNA, 1550 nt
Organism: Pezoporus flaviventris
Lineage: Eukaryota; Metazoa; Chordata; Aves; Psittaciformes; Psittacidae
Gene: TWIST2
Product: twist family bHLH transcription factor 2
Exons: 2
Coding region: 282-764 (160 amino acids)
Biological process (GO): regulation of transcription by RNA polymerase II; developmental process
Molecular function (GO): DNA-binding transcription factor activity, RNA polymerase II-specific; RNA polymerase II transcription regulatory region sequence-specific DNA binding; protein dimerization activity
Source: RefSeq, a predicted model, not a curated record